AUGACCUCGGCUGCUGAGCGAGAGUGUCAGCGCCACUAUCAGCCGUGGUUGGCCGCACAUGGCUCCGCCGUGGCCGUUGCUCAGCAUGUCUCCUCCCUUGCCGAGCUGAACCUCCAGCAGCAAGGCAGGGAGCCUCUCCCCUCGCGCGACCACACCUUGAUCUCCUUCGCCCAGAACGUUACCCUGCGACUCAAUGUUCGACGCUGCUUGAUCUCCCUUAUCGACGCCGCCCACCAAUAUGUGCUUGCCGAAGCUACCAAGUCGCACUCGAGUAUACAUCCCAAUGGCGCACCCGGCGACGAGAUCUGGCUCGGCAGUGCCGUCCUCUCCCGCCCUCAUGCCGUAUGCGAGAAUAGUCUGAGCAGCCAAUGCUGGGCGCGUAGGGAGAAUGGUGACGAGGAGCAAUUCCCUGCCGAGGGCAUGAUUAUCAACGACUGCCGCGCCGACCGCCGCUUCGCGCAUCGCCCGUCUGUCAUGCAAGAGGAGAGCAUGAAGCGCCUGCGCUUCUACGCCGGCGUGCCCCUGAUAUCGCGCAAUGGCUACAAGAUUGGAGUGCUGGCGGUCACAGACGAGAAUUCGCGCGAGGGGCUCAGUGCGAAUGAGCUACGGUACAUGCAGGACAUGGCUCGUUGUGCUAUGGGCCACUUGGAGUGGGCCCGGGAUCGCGUGGACCGGCACAAAGGCGAGCGGGUCGUUCGUGGCAUGGCCACCUUCAUCGACGAGGCCUCGAUGCUGCUGGCCCAUCCCAGCAGGUCUAGCCAGUCGGCGAGGCGUCAGGCAUCGCCGCGAAGCUCUACUUGGCGGCGAGCGCCCCGCGAGGCCCGGCGAGCAGCUCGCAAAGAUCCGGAUGAUGUUUUCAAUCUCGCCGCGGAUAUCUUGCGCGAUUCCACUUUAGCAGAUGGCUGCGUCAUCUUUGGCGCAACAGCCGAUGCUAUCUCGAUCAAUGACCGACCGGACAACAGCUCCUCAUUUUCCGGCAUGGACCGAUCAUGCAAGAUGCUGUCCUUGUCCCUUACUGAUCGACAUGUCAGUACCCCGCUGGGAGGCACAGAGGGAGCUCUUCCUCUACAUUCUCUUUACGGGUACUACAGGGCGUUUCCGAACGGCAAAGCCUUCACCUUCACCGAAGACGCACAUGUGGCAUCGUCCGAGGAAGACGAGGGGGUUCAGACCGGUGACGACGGCCAUCUCGAGACCAGUAAUCAAGACUCAGCCAGCACAGAGGAUGCUGGAAAAGCCAAGAGUGGAUUCCUCCCAAAAUUUGGAACACACAUAAAGCUACGUGAAAUGAACCAUUCUGAGCUGCUGGAUAAGUUUCCCGGUGCCCGUUCCAUCGUCUUUCUGCCGCUACUAGAUCCUGCUGAUGACCGGCUCAUCGCAGGCGUUUUUCUUUGGACUUCGAUUUUGGGGAGAAUGGCUGACACCGACUUGUCGCACGUUCGAGCAUUUGCUAGCUGCAUAGUCAGCGAGGUUCUGCGCAUGGACGUCGAGCGCAACGAGGCCGCGAAGACCACAUUCAUCGCGUCGAUGAGCCAUGAGCUUCGUUCUCCGCUGCACGGAAUUCUCGGUGCCGCUGAGUUCCUUGUUGAGACAACCAACAAUGCUUACGAAGCUGGUCUCGUCAACUCGGUCAUCACUUGUGGAAAGACUCUUCUCGACACGCUGAACCACGUACUAGAUCACAGUAAGAUCAAUAUGCUGGGGAACUUGCCCAAGACAGGUGGUCGAAACAGCGUUGCAGACCCGCACUCCGAGAGCAUAGGUCACACCACCUCCGUGGACCUGGCUGCUCUUGUCGAAGACGUGGCCGACGCCGUGACUGCCGGGCACACUUUCAAGACUCUUUCCCACACCACAUUGACUACCUCAUCCGUUCCUCUCGAAUCGGGUCUGAGUGGCUCUUUCGGUUCGCCCACAUCACGACAGGAAGAGCAGAGCGCCAGGCCCCCCCUAGGAGUGGCAGUGCUACUUGACAUUGUUCCAAAGGACAGUUGGUCCGUUUCGGUACAGCAGGGGGCCAUUCAGCGUAUCAUCAUGAACCUCUUUGGCAAUGCUCUCAAGUAUACCAAAGCAGGAUUUGUGGCUCUUUCCUUGCGCACACUGGAAGCUGCAGAUGAGCGUAAUGUAUCCGUGCUGAUUCGUGUAGUGGACUCGGGAAAUGGUAUCAGCAAGGCGUUUCAGCAAGAUAGGCUUUUCAUUCCCUUCCAGCAGGAGGAUUCGUUUCAACCCGGCACUGGACUAGGCUUGAGCAUAGUCAAGAAGAUUGUAGACUCUCUUCAUGGCUCGAUCGAGGUCAAGUCUAGCCCAGGGAGUGGCACCGAAGUCGAUGUCUAUCUGACGUUACCGUGUCAUGACAGCCCGCGACCACCUCUCGAAAUGAGUGCCCUGGACAAGCCAUCUGACAUGCACAAAUACCCGCUCGCAAUGGCAGCAAAACUCAGCGGUAAGAGGCUUGUUCUCCUCGACCCAUUUGACCCAAGUAAGACGAGAACACCAGUGCACCAAGCUGCCCGCUUCCAGGAAACAAUACGGACAACAUGCGAGACCUGGUUUGGAAUGCAGGUUAGCCGAUCGGCCAAGCGUGAAGACGACGAAGACGUAGACUUGUACUUCUACGGCGAGCCACCGGCCAUCGAGAUGCUGCGCCAUCACAAGAGGAUAGGCUCGCAGCGAUCGGUCCCGGUGGUCCUCGCUUGCCAGAACGACCACGAUGCCGUCGCAGUCCUUCGCAAUCAGCAGAAGUUUCUGAGAGAGCUCGGUCAGAUCGUUCAGGUCAUCCAGCAGCCUUGUGGUCCACGGAAGCUGGCGAAAACUUUCAUGUACUGUUUCGACAGUGCAGAAGAAUUAAACAGCAAACAGCGUAUAUCCCUCACGGAACCGCCCACCGAAGCUGCUCAAGCCGAUCAUGAGAAAUCGCUUGCUCACCGGCCCACUCCAGCAUCGCGUCUUAGCCCCCGAGCUACUGGUCAAGAACUUCGCAAGAGCGUAAGUGCGGCUCUGGCGCCACCCACGCCCCUUGCAUUAGAUCCCGAAUCUCCAUUUCUGGAAACAUCAGGCGACACCUCUUUAAAUCUACUUGCCUCGAAAGAGACGACUCGACAAUGCGAUACGGAUGAUGUUCCCGGUGUGCCAUCGUCAUCCGCUGCGAGCGAGAAAUCAUCCACUGCGGCCGAGAAACCGAAGGGGCGACUCAACGUCCUUCUCGUCGACGACAACAAAAUCAAUCGUCAACUCCUCGUAAUGUUCAUGAAGAAAUACGGCUUCACAUACCAAGAAGCUGAGAACGGAAAGGAAGCUGUUGAUCUCUUCACGGCUUCCAAUACAUCCUCCUCUACUACCACUACGGGUACAUCUACAACGACAGCGACAUCUCCAGCGUUUGAUUACAUUUUAAUGGAUAUUUCCAUGCCGGUCAUGGACGGAUUUGAGGCUACUCGGAGGAUUCGAGCCCUGGAACAGCAGUCCGGGUUGAUGAAGAAGACUAAAGUUUUCGCUCUAACGGGUUUGGCGAGUGAGAAGGCUAGGGAGGAGGCAGAGACGGCUGGGGUUGAUUUGUUCUUGCCGAAGCCCGUGAAAUUUGCAGAUUUGAGGGGCUUGUUGGGGUGA
This is a messenger RNA of Lecanosticta acicola, 3606 nucleotides long. The record is from the annotation of a GenBank genome assembly. NCBI's taxonomy places the organism in Eukaryota, Fungi, Ascomycota, Dothideomycetes, Mycosphaerellales, Mycosphaerellaceae.